AUGGCGGGUCAUCUGGAGACGGCCGCCAAGCCUGCUGUCAUUUCGGAUCAUACCCGCACGCAGCAGGCCCAUUCCAAUGUUCGCCAGCUCGAGAAGCAGAUGCAACAGACUCUCAGUAAGGUGGUGCGUUUGCGUGAACAGCUUGUCGAUGCGGAAGCCACGCUGCGCACGGUGCGAGACCAAGUCAACCUGGCGGGUGCUGGCUACAAGGCCUCGCUCGCUGCGUUGCAGGGCUCACACAAAUCUGAGGAGGAGCCUCAGGCCACGGUGGGUUCGUUCAAGCUUGAGGACCUGGUUGCGGACACUGUCGAUCUCUCAAAGUUCAUUGACUGCAGUCACAUCCUGGAGGAUCUCUCGAUUGAGGCUGAGGUUGAGGCGUGUGACUUGGAGCAGUUCCAGAAGCGCAAGGAGGAGCUGUCUUCAGGAGUCACGAAGCUGGCGAGGGAUCUGUUUGCGCAG
This is a messenger RNA of Prorocentrum cordatum, 459 nucleotides long. Lineage: Eukaryota; Dinophyceae; Prorocentrales; Prorocentraceae. The record is from the annotation of a GenBank genome assembly.